GGACGAGCAGAUUCUUAUCGGGCUUUUAUCGGUCCAAAAAGGGCUUAGCGAGGGGCAUGCGGCAGAAUUUUUUGGUAGACCGCUUCCCAAACCUCCCCGGCUCCCCCGCCGCGCAACCAUCACGCCAGGAUACUAUCGGGUUACAUGAGACUCUAGGGUAGCUACUCUAAGUGAAUACUUUCGCCUUAAGUUCUUCCGAUUUCGUCGGAUAUUAUACGAAUCGCCAUCAUAUAAAUAGGUAUGGCGAAAAAGCGGGCAAGAGAGGCCGACGGUGCUACCGAAGCACCGGACAAGAUGGUGGAGGAUAGCGAUAGCUCGGAUGACGAGGACUUCGACAUGGUUAAUGUCGACUUUGAGUGGUUCAAUUUCAAUGAGAAGGUCGAUUUCCACGGCAUGAAGAAUUUAAUACGGCAGCUCUUCGAUGUCGAUGCGACCCUCUUUGAUGUGUCAGCGCUCGUGGAUCUUAUCCUAUCUCAAUCAACCAUCGGCUCUACUGUCAAGACCGAUGGUGAGGAGUCCGAUCCCUUCGCCUUUGUCACUGCUCUGAAUAUCCAGGAGCACCGCCAGAAGCAGCCCAUAGCCCAACUCAUCGAGUAUCUAAGUGAAAAGGCCAAGGCCACUGAGUCACUGGCGCCCAUACCGGAACUCUUGGCUUCGGGCAAACAUGUCGGACUUGUAUUGUCCGAACGAGUGAUCAACAUGCCUUCCGAUGUAGCACCACCGUUGUACAGUAUGCUCAUGGAGGAAAUCCAGGAUGCCGUCGACGAUAAGGAGCCGUACGAGUUUACGCACUAUUUGAUCGUUUCCAAGACAUACCAUGAGAUCGAAUCAACCCUAGCCGAAGAGAGGAAAAAGAAGAAAGGCAGGCAGGACGCUACGCUAUUCUAUUUCCAUGAGGAAGAUGAGGUCCUGCAGAAACAUGCCAUAGCAUAUGGCAGCUACCCAUUCACUAAGAUGGAUGACACCGUGGCAGAUAGUAAACGGGCAUUUCAAGAGAUGGGUGUCAUGCCCAUGGGCUCUAUGAUCUUGAUUGAAGCUAGCAAAUUCGCAGGCGCCGUCAAGGCGGUAGGAGAAUAUCUAAACCCUCCAUCGUGAAGGGAUCACCAAAUAAGGGGAAAAAAGAUAAAGGUUUAUUUUGUCUUCCACUCCGUCAAUGCCAC
Xylaria bambusicola is the source of this 1160-nucleotide messenger RNA. RefSeq names its product putative actin cytoskeleton organization and vesicular protein. Lineage: Eukaryota; Fungi; Ascomycota; Sordariomycetes; Xylariales; Xylariaceae. The record is from RefSeq and is a predicted model, not a curated record. Gene Ontology annotation, cellular component: nucleus. Bases 241 to 1095 code for a protein of 284 amino acids. The transcript is spliced from 2 exons.